AUGAAGUUGACGCCGUGUGCCAUCGCCCUCUUCCUAACUGUGUUUGCCGUCUGGGGACAAGCUCCGAGCGGUGCAGACCGUUUAGCUGCUAUACGCACGAAGACACCAGCUCCUGUGCAAGCCCAAGCGGUGCAGGACUUGAUUCAGCGCCUGAUACCAGCGAGAGCCGAGGCCUUUCAUGUCGUCGUAAAUGUCGACAUUGGACCGCUGAAUGCGGACACUUUUCAGAUUGAGUCUGAUGGGGUUAGAGUGAACAUCACUGGUACCACGGGUGUGGCUGCAGCGUGGGGGUUCUAUCACUACCUGAAUAAAUACUGCAGUUGUCAUGUCUCGUGGGCUGGGGACCAGCUAGAUGUGCCCGAACAAUUGCCCAAAGUGCAACCUGCUCUGAAAAUUACCAGCCCAAACAGAUUCCGUUACUACCAGAAUGUCUGCACUGUCAGCUACUCAUCGGUCUGGUGGAACUGGACGCGAUGGGAGAGAGAGAUCGAUUGGAUGGCCAUGAAUGGCAUCAACUUGCCCCUAGCAUCCACUGCCCAGGAAGCCAUCUGGCAGAAGGUCUACCUCAAGAUGGGUUUCACCCAGAAGGAUCUGGAUACGCACUUUGCAGGACCUGCUUUCCUUGCGUGGGCCCGCAUGGGCAAUAUUCACGGCUGGGGCGGACCCCUGACGCAAACUUGGCACGCCAAUCAGCUGCAGUUACAGCAUCAAAUCCUGAAGAGAAUGCGAGAUCUGGGCAUGACACCCGUACUCCCUGCAUUUGCUGGACAUGUCCCUAAAUCUAUCAAAAGUGUGUUUCCGCAUGCUUUAGUCACACCUCAGCCAGCAUGGAGCAACUUUGGUAUGGACCCGGAGUAUUGCUGUGACUAUUUACUGGAUCCGACAGACGCGUUAUUCACAACCAUCGGGAAAGCUUUUGUCGAGGCUUUGAUUGAAGAAUUUAAUGGGACGGAUCACAUGUACAGUGGCGAUACCUUCAAUGAGAUGACACCAAAACAAGGAGAUAUCGAGUAUCUUGCGAGUGCAAGCGAGGCAGUGUAUAAUGGUAUCGCUGCAGCGGAUCCCAACGGCAUCUGGCUGAUGCAAGGUUGGCUUUUCCUGGAUGCAUUCUGGACACCAUACCGCGUGAGGGCAUACAUCCAAGGCGUACCACAGUGGACAAUGAUCGUGCUUGACCUGGCCAGUGCAGAGCGCCCUCAAUACAGCCGCUUUCAUUCGUUCUACGGCCAGUAUUUCAUCUGGUGCAUGCUGGGUAACUUUGGAGGCAAUCAUGGUCUGUACGGGAAACUUGACGCGGUGAAUGAGGGGUUGACUGCUGCGUAUGAUUUCGUCAAUACAACCAUCGUUGGAACCGGCUUAACAAUGGAGGGGAUUAAUCAGAAUGACGUCAUGUAUGCAUUUAUGAAUGACCUGACGUGGAGGUCACAGAAGGUCGCAUCCAUUCCUCAAUGGAUUAGCAACUACACCCUCGCUCGCUACGGUCCAAGCCGGUCGUCCAAGGAAGUGCUUCAGGCCUGGGAAAUCCUUCAAGAGACGGUCUACAACUGUAAAGACAACCACGGCAAUGGUAACCACGGACCCAUCGUGCGGUUACCGCAACCAUCAGGAAUCAAGCCAAAUAUUUGGUAUGACUGGACCCAAGUGGCCAAAGCCUGGAAUCUGAUGAACGAAGCCACAAAAGCCACCCCGACAUCAAGAACAGCAGUCUGUUCAGCCAACUACAGAGGUACAUUUCCAAUUGGACUCGACUCACGAAACCAGUUCCUCUAUUUAUGCAGAUACGACCUGAUUGAUGUUUCCCGCCAAGUCCUGCAGGAUUUAUCGUACCACAUGUACCUGAACGUUUCAGCGGCUUACGGCAGGCGGAGUCUGGAAGACGUCUCUAACAACUUGGUAAACCUGAUGACACUGAUGCUGCGUCUGGACAACCUGUUGUCCACUGACAGCCGUUGGUUGCUAGGCAACUGGUUGGAGGCAGCGAAGGCUAUAGGAACUACCCCAGAGGAGAAGAAGUGGCUGGAGUACAACGCGAGGAAUCAGAUUACAUUAUGGGGACCGAAAGGCGAGAUUCGUGACUACGCAAACAAACACUGGGCCGGAUUGGUAGGAAGGUUUUACCUGGAGCGAUGGAGUCUUUUUACGACGAUGAUAGAGCAAGCAAUCAUGGAUCACCAACCGUUGAACGAGACUCACUUCCGAGAAACCUGCUUCCAAGGGAUCGAAUCGCCCUGGACUCAUUCCAAUGACAAGUUUCCCACCACCCCUAAAGGUGACACCGUUAGCUUCUCGAUAGAGCUCUACCAAAACUAUCGGCCAUAUUUUGCGCCAGGGGAGGGAGAUGGAAAAAAGGCCGGUAGCAAGGAGCUGCUUAGCCACUCCUCCGAAAUGUACAAGUAGACGGAGUUACAAACAUGUCGCUGCAGGAUGCACACAAUCAAAUAAUUUUCCAUAGACAACAGUGAUAAAUGCCCGACUCAAAUUUGUAUUUGUUUAAAUACUCAAAACUCUCACGGGUAUCCAGGCUGCACAGACAAAUGAUGACCAACAUGUCGUGUUUCAAUUUCUUUUGCAUUUUGGUGGCUUGACCCAUUUUUGGUGGGUUGGGCACCUAUUUACCGUUAAUGUGUGCACCCUACGAGACACGAGUCAUUGCGUCUCAUGUCACGUGACAAGUUAUUCAAAUGAAUAAUAGUUUUUAAAAAAGACGUUCCUUAAUGUGUCAUUGUUAUCAUAACAUGGAUUGAACAUGUGACUGGCUUGGGACUGACUUGUGAUUGGCAGGUGAUUGACAUGUGAUUGACUUGUGAUUGGCAUGUGAGUGAAUUGUGUUUGACUUGUGAUUGGCAUGUGCUUGGCAUGUACUUGAUUUGUGUGUGAUUGAAUGCGAAAGACUUGUUGAUUAAUUACAGCUCUAUGAAAAUGGCGCCCAAAGGAACUUAAUAGGUGUGUACUCCUGUAACGGCCACUUCAAAGUCGUUCUUGAAUGUUAAAAAGGUACGAGUAAUUUGCCAGAGAUGCUUUCAAACUCAACAAAUAUCGAAGCUCAUUACCUCCAAAAUUCCAAAUUUGUGGCCAGGCUAUUGCAAUUUUCCAAUAGGCUGGGCGCGGGCAAACAUUACCGUUGUGAUUUUGAAUUAAAGAGGCGGGAUUCAGACCUGUUGACGUCAUGCAUAUAAUUUGCAUACAUUUCACGGAUUUCCGUAA
Molecule: messenger RNA, 3204 nt
Organism: Patiria miniata (bat star)
Lineage: Eukaryota; Metazoa; Echinodermata; Asteroidea; Valvatida; Asterinidae
Product: alpha-N-acetylglucosaminidase-like
Exons: 20
Coding region: 1-2397 (798 amino acids)
Source: RefSeq, a predicted model, not a curated record